Molecule: messenger RNA, 3504 nt
Organism: Chiroxiphia lanceolata (lance-tailed manakin)
Lineage: Eukaryota; Metazoa; Chordata; Aves; Passeriformes; Pipridae
Gene: PIK3R2
Product: phosphoinositide-3-kinase regulatory subunit 2
Exons: 16
Coding region: 491-2674 (727 amino acids)
Biological process (GO): phosphatidylinositol phosphate biosynthetic process; insulin receptor signaling pathway
Cellular component (GO): phosphatidylinositol 3-kinase complex
Molecular function (GO): protein binding; 1-phosphatidylinositol-3-kinase regulator activity
Source: RefSeq, a predicted model, not a curated record
GGGGCGGGUUCGGGCCGUUCCGGCGGCGCUCGGGCCUGUCCCAGGCUGGGCCGGGUCGGAGGCGGCAGAACGGGGCUGGAGCCGAGCGGCGGCGGAUGGAGCCGGCGGAGAGGCACUGGGAAGGGGGACGUAGCACGACACACUGUUCUGGACUUGAAGCCUCCCAGACUCCAAGAAACCCGCUUCUUUUUUGGUGAAACAGACCCUGACCUCGGGUUUCCUUGCUGCAUGCCCGCUCACCAGUGCUGGAUUAUGUUUGUCUCCUUCUCCCUUUGCUCCAUAAUUUGGCUGAAUCGUGGUUUCAAGCUCAGGAAAAGGGGCUGCACCUAAAGAGCUCCGUGGCAACCGGACUAGGCUCCUGGGGUGCUGUUUCACACAGAGACAUUCAGAGUGCUGAUGGGGGAGAGCUGCCUCUGAGGACCCUCCUCUCCUGCCUGAAACGUGCUGUCUGACUGUUCAGAGCCCUUCUCCCCUCCCCCCGGCAGAGAGGAUGGGCAGCACCGACGGCUUCCAGUACCGUGCGCUCUACCCCUACCGCAAGGAGCGCGAGGAGGAUAUCGACCUGCUGCCCGGGGACAUCCUGGUCGUCAGCAAGGGGGCCCUGCAGUCCCUGGGUUUCAAAGACGGGGAUGAGCAGACCCCCAACCAGAUCGGGUGGAUCCUGGGUGUCAAUGAGCGGACCAAGCAGAAGGGGGACUUCCCUGGCACCUACGUGGAGUACGUGGGGCCAGUGAAGAUCUCGGUCCCUUCUCACCGGCCCCGAGUGCAGAGACCCUUGCCUGCCACGCCUGGGGCCAGCGGCUGCCGGCUGCCGGAGGCUGUGGAGCAAGGGUCUCCUCUCCUGGACUUGCAGGAGCAGUUCAGCCCUCCCGAGAUUGCUCCGCCGCUCCUGGUGAAGCUGCUGGAAGCUAUUGAGAAGAAAGGGUUAGACAGCGAGAUGUUGUACAGGACAUCUGGCUCCGAACUGAGGCAGGCGCUGAGAACCGAUUGGACCCUGGGUGACCUGGAGCCCUUGGACGUGCACUCCCUGGGUGAGGUGCUGCGGGGUUACCUGCAGGACCUGCCCUCCCCCGUGGUGCCUGUGUCCGUGCAUGGAGACAUCCUUCGCAUCCUGCAGGAGAUCCCCCAGCCAGAGAAUUGCCGGAAGCAGCUGCUGCUGGCCCUGGAGUCGCCUGCAGUACCGCUCCAGAACACGCUCACCCUGCAGUUCCUGCUCCGGCAUCUGGGGAAGGUAUCGCAGCGGGCCGAGAGCAACGGCCUCCACCCUCGGGCCCUGGGAGAGAUCUUCGGCCCCCUGCUCCUGCGGCUGCCUGGCGCCAGCCCAGAGCUGAGCCCUGACUUCUCCGUGCUGUUUUUGGAGACGCUCCUGCAGACGAAGGAGCUGGAGCCGGAACAGUUGCCUCCAGCCUUGCCUCCCAAACCGCCGAAGCCAAAGCCCAGCACAGCCAGCCUGGCCAACGGGAGCAGCGCACCCUUGCAGGAUGCUGAGUGGUACUGGGGGGACAUUUCUAGGGAGGAGGUGAACGAGAAGCUACGGGACACACCGGAUGGGACUUUCUUGGUGCGUGAUGCUUCCAGCAAGAUCCAGGGGGAAUACACACUCACGCUCAGAAAGGGAGGCAAUAACAAGCUGAUCAAGAUCUUCCACCGGGAAGGGAAGUAUGGCUUCUCAGAGCCCUUGACUUUUGGCUCCGUGGUGGAGCUCAUCACCCACUACCGGCACGAGUCGCUCGCCCAGUACAACGCCAAGCUGGACACCAGGCUGCUCUACCCCAUCUCCAAGUACCAGCAGGACCAGCUGGUGAAGGAGGACAGUGUGGAAGCCGUUGGGGAGCAGCUGAAGGUGUAUCAUCAGCAGUACCAGGACAAGAGCUGGGAGUACGACCUGCUGUAUGAGGAGUACACACGCACUUCCCAGGAGCUGCAGAUGAAGAGGACGGCAAUCGAGGCCUUCAAUGAGACGAUCAAGAUCUUUGAGGAGCAGUGUCAGACCCAGGAGAAGUGCAGCAAGGAGUACAUAGAGCGCUUCCGGCGGGAGGGCAACGAGAAGGAGGUGCAACGGAUCCUCAUGAACUCAGAGAAGCUCAAGUCUCGCAUCACAGAGAUCCACGACAGCAAGAUGAAGCUGGAGCAGGACCUGAAGAAGCAAGCCUCGGAGAACCGGGAGAUCGACAAGCGCAUGAACAGCCUCAAGCCAGACCUCAUGCAGCUGCGCAAACUGCGGGACCAGUACUUGGUAUGGCUCACGCAGAAGGGUGCCCGACAGAAGAAGAUCAACGAGUGGCUGGGCAUCAAGAAUGAGACGGAGGACCAGUACUCCAUGAUGGACGACGAGGAGGAGCUGCCCCACCACGAGGAGCGAACGUGGUACGUGGGGAAGAUCAACCGCGUGCAGGCAGAGGAGAUGCUGUGUGGCAAGAGGGAUGGCACCUUCCUGAUCCGUGAAAGCAGCCAGAAGGGAUGCUACGCCUGCUCCGUGGUGGUGGACGGUGACACCAAGCAUUGCGUGAUCUACAAGACGGCGACGGGCUAUGGGUUCGCUGAACCCUACAACCUCUAUGCCUCCCUCAAGGACCUGGUCUUGCACUACAAGCACACAUCCCUGGUGCAGCACAAUGACUCCCUGAAUGUCACGCUGGCUCACCCGGUCCUUUCCCAGCCACCAGCCAGAUGAGCAGCCCAUGCACAACACAACAGCUGCCUUCAGCUUCUCCCCAGGGCGCUGCUUUCUGGCUCUGGACUCUUGCACCCUGUAUAGUUGAGUCUCUGUGCUCCUGCUCCUUCAGAGCCUCUGAGAUGUCUGUGACCGUUCCUGAUGUCCCUCUUGGUCAGUAGCUGAAACCCGUGUUGGCUGAUGGGACAGAAAGGCUGGGCUGUUGAUUCCCAGCGGGCUCCAGCCUCUAGGAGGUGGGAUCCAGUCGUGAUUGAAUUGCUGGGGGCGAGCACAGCCCCCUCCCCUUCCCUGAUAAGCAGGUCAGAUCCCCUUCUUGCUGGCAGGUCGCCCCGCUAUGCAUCACUGUAGAGCUUGGUUCCCAAUUCCUUGGAGCACUCCAGCUGGGACCGAGGGGCUCCCUGUCUGGAUGCUGGAGGAGGCAGAGGAGCAGUGUAUGCAUCCUUCAGUCUCACUUCCCUUGGUGGUCUGGCAGGCUGUGAUGGUGUCUGGUACGAGGGCUGCUGCUCUUGCAUGCAGAGACUCAUUUAGGAAGGAGAAACCUCACCCUCCGUGGGGCUCCCCGGCUGAGGUUUCCCCACCUCACCGUCAUUUCCUAGUGUCAUAACCACCUCUGGAUUGUUGCUGCCCGGGCAGGGAGGAUCCAGUUAGUGAUGGAUCUCUUGCUUUAGUUGUGCCAGUGAAGCUGUGAAAUCCGUGUUGGUACCCGUGUUUUUCCUGGCAGGAUCUGUGGGAUGCACAGUUCGUUGUUCCCGGCUGGCCUCAGUGACUCUCUGCACACGUAACCCGUUUGAAGCUGGACUGUAGCUCUGUAAAUAUGGUUCUUUUUGUGA